Molecule: messenger RNA, 429 nt
Organism: Rotaria sp. Silwood1
Lineage: Eukaryota; Metazoa; Rotifera; Eurotatoria; Philodinida; Philodinidae
Source: the annotation of a GenBank genome assembly
AUGAAAUGUUUUUUACUUGAAAUAAAUCAAAAUGAGAACUUCAAUCACUUCUUAAGAGAAUGUUAUAUCAAUAGUCAACUUCGAACUAUAAUUAAUCACGAUAAUGAUCUUGAACCACGUGGAUUAUCUUUUAUAUCGGAUCAUCCACCUUUAAUGUAUUCAACAUUAAUUCAAGCAUGUCUUAUAUGUGCAGCAUUAAUUCGCUCCAAAGUAUCUGAUUUUCACAAUGAACGCUAUGAUGUUCAAAUAGUAUUUUUAAAUAACGGCUAUUCAAUGGAUUUUAUAAAAGAACACGCUGAGCAAUUGUUUCAAGAUUUUCAUAUUUCCAAUUGGAAAUCAAAUUUAAAUCAAAAUACCUAUGAUAAAAUGCGUGAAGAAAUUAUCGAGUAUGAUCAACAACAUCAAGAAGUGAAAAUAAAACAACGAUGA